CCGCCUUUGCUUGCACUUCCGCUUCCGCCCUGAGCCGCGGUUGCCGGGUCAUCCCAUCUUCCAGAACUUGGCGCUACCUUCUCAGCUUUUCGCUUAGUGCGAGUUUCCUGCAGCUCCACCAUGUGGAACCGACUGCAGGGCCGUCUCAGGCCGGUGGGCUGCGGAGUGGAGGAGCUACGGUGCCGUCGGCGGGAGCGGGAGGCUGCACUGAGGAAGGCCCGGAGGGAGCAGCAGCUGGUCAGCAAGAGACUGGUGAGAGACAAUGCCCCAGAGGAAGCCGAGGUGGACUUGAUCCUUGGGGAAGCCGAGAUCCAGCAGUUCCUGCGGUUAGCCCAGCGGGGUACAGAGGAAAAAGAGAGAGAGAGGGCUUUGGUCAGCCUUCGUCGAGGCUUGCAGCACCUGGAGACGCAACAGACCUUCAUCAGGCUGGAGGGAAGCAUGCGGACCCUGGUCGGGCUCCUGACCAGCAACCAGGCCCUGCUGCAGCUUGAGGCGGCUCGGUGCCUUCAUGAGCUCUCUCAUUCUGAGCAGUCUGCGGUGGCUGAAGCCUGCCUGCCAGCCACUUCCUACCUUCUCACCUACCUCUCCGGUCACAGCUCAGACUUUAUAGAGCUCUGUCUGUAUACACUGGGAAACCUGAUUGUGGAGAGUGAGGCUGUGAGAAGUCAGCUCCUGCCACAGGGCAUUGUUCCAGCCUUGGCUGCCUGCAUCCAGUCCUCCCAUCUGACUGUGCUGGAAGCCCUUGGAUAUGCCUUGUCCCAGCUCUUGCAAGCUAAGGAAGCUCCAGAAAAGAUCAUCCCCUGUGCUUCUGUUGGCAGCUCUGUCUUGGGCUCCACUCUCCCCCAGCACAUGCUGCGACUGUUGCAGCCUGGCCCAAAGCUGAACCCUGGGGUCGCUGUGGAGUUUGCCUGGUGCCUUCACUACAUCAUCUGCAGCCAGGUCAAUAAUGCCCUGCUCAUCACCCAUGGGGCUCUGUCCACACUGGGGCUGCUGCUCUUGGAUUUGGCUGGGGCUGUUCAGAGAUCCGAGGAUGCAGGACUAGAGCUGCUGGUGUGCCCUGUGUUUCGGUGUCUAAGCAACUUGCUAACAGAGACAGCAGUGGAGGCUGUGGGAGGGCAAAUGCAGCUCAGAGAUGAGCGUGUUGUGGCCGCCUUAUUUAUCCUUCUGCAGUUCUUCCUCCAGAAACAGCCCAGCCUACUUCCUGAGGGCCUCUGGCUCCUUAACAACCUCACUGCAAACAGUCCGAGCUUCUGUACCUCCUUGCUCUCCUUGGAUCUGAUUGAGCCCCUUUUGCAGUUAUUGCCAGUAUCGAAUGUGGUGAGCGUACUGGUGCUCACAGUUCUGUGCAAUGUUGCAGAGAAGGGUCCUGCUUAUUGUGAGCAUCUGUGGCCAGGUCCCUUGCUCCCGUCCUUGCUGGACAUGCUGGCCUUCUCUGACACUGACGUAAUAGGCCAAAGUCUGGAACUGCUGCAACUGCUGUUCCUCUAUAGGCCAGAGGCUGCCCAGGCCUUCCUGCAGCAGUCAGGGCUACAGGCCUUGGAAAGGCAUGAGGAGGAGGCACAGCUCCAGGAACGAGUGCAUGCUCUCCAGCGGACAGCUCUUCAUGGGUGACCUGGCUUCUCAAUGUCACUUCUCUACUCCUCCCCCUGCCAAGUUCCUUGCCUGCGGGGCCCCUUUGGGGAGUGGGGGUUAGGACCAUAAGGAGGCAUCAUGAUCUCUGCUCCCACACCUAAACCUAAACCAAGACCUUUGGAUCUUAGCUCCUCCUCUUUAACCCAGCACUAUCCAGGCAGAAGGACCAGAGGGAAAUCAUUAUGGCCCACUUAUUCUGGGGCCUUGGAAUCUCUUUUUUUUUUUGCUUCAGUAGCAGGUGGCUUUUGAUAGGACAGAAUAAAGUUUUAUUCUUACAUUAAA
This is a messenger RNA of Pteropus alecto (black flying fox), 1914 nucleotides long. RefSeq names its product transmembrane and coiled-coil domains 6 (gene TMCO6). The transcript has 12 exons. The coding region runs from base 121 to 1611 and encodes 496 amino acids. The record is from RefSeq and is a predicted model, not a curated record. NCBI's taxonomy places the organism in Eukaryota, Metazoa, Chordata, Mammalia, Chiroptera, Pteropodidae. Gene Ontology annotation, molecular function: protein binding.